Parasteatoda tepidariorum (common house spider) is the source of this 1277-nucleotide messenger RNA. NCBI's taxonomy places the organism in Eukaryota, Metazoa, Arthropoda, Arachnida, Araneae, Theridiidae. The record is from RefSeq and is a predicted model, not a curated record.
UACUAAUGAAUGGGAACGAUCAAUUAGAACCUACACACUUAUGAAUCGAAACAUCCUGUGCGAGUCCAGAUGCUUCCCGUUUUCCUUAGCGGCUUACAUUCGAAAGUUAAAAGGCGAUGUUUUUGUGUACGUUCAUAUUACAUUAAACUUUGUUUUUGGCGAUUUCAAGCAGGAUGUCAACUUCACCUUUGCUUCUUGCAGCGACGACAGCUCUUUUCUUCUUCGGCACUUUUCACGUAAAAGAAAAAGAUAAAGAGGGAGAAAAAUUAAAGCCAGUUGAACCUGCCGUUUGUACAAAAGAAUCUUGUCUGAAAUCAGCCGGAGCUAUUUUGGAUAAAUUGGAUCAGACAGUGCAUCCUUGUAAAGAUUUCUAUCAGUUUGCUUGCGGUAAUUAUUUAAAGACAGUUUUGCCAGAAAACGUAAAUGUGUUGUCAGUCACCCAAAACAUGGAGGAUGAAGUACUUAUGCUUAUAUUUAAAGUAUUAGAGUCUCCCACAUUGUAUCGCAGAGGAGGAUCACUCAUUAAAGCCAAAAUGCUAUAUGAAACUUGCAUGAACAGCGAUACUUUGGAAGACGAUUCAGUCCAGGUUCUUAGGUUUUUCUUGUCCGAAAGAGGUGUUGGUCAUUGGCCAGUGCUGGAUGCGGACUGGAUAUCAAGUGACAUGAAUUUGGAAUGGAGACUAGCUAUGCUAUUUGUCCAUCAUUCUCCUGUCUUCUUCCAUAUGUAUGCAGACGCUCCCCUCUUUUCUCCAGAGUACAUUUUGAAUGUCUACCCAGCUUCUUCUCCUCUGGGUGCAAAAGAAGUUGCUGGUGCCGAUAGAGAGAGGAUAUUUGAAGCGUAUCACAAAUUACUCAUCGAGACUUUGAGACUUCUAGGUGUGGCAGAAGUACGCGUGCAAGCUGAUUCUUUCGACAUCAUCGGGUUUGAGCUUCAGUUCUCCAUGAUCACAAAUAUUUCCCAACAAUGUCUUGCUCAAAGCUCAAAAGAGUUAAACGGAUCUAUCGAUGAUUCUAAACUUUACAAUAUUACAGUUGAUGACUUAGAAUACUACAUUCCACAGAUUAAAUGGAGCCGAUUGAUGACGUACGUGUUUAGAAAUUUGGGACUUCCAAUCGACACUUCCAAUCUCUUUGUGAUGGUUCAUUGCAAGGAAUAUUUCAGACAUCUUGGAACUUUGCUAUCGAAUACUCCUCCAAGGUCCUUAUACAAAGUACAUUCUUCUUUCAUUGCAAUUCCAAAAACUAUAGUAGUAAAGUAUGAAUUUAAAUUAUUGUGA